UCUCAUACUUUACAAGAUUCGAUGCUCCAUUAGUUUAGUGCUGUACCCGAACCGAAUAUAUGUCGCCCUAUAUGACCACGUACAACCUUGCCUAGCUAGCUACAAAUUAAACCAAUCAAUACAUUCAAGCUGAUAACUGAACAAGCGAUCAAUAUCGGCGCCAUGGCUCAGCUUCACUCUCUGGAAACCAAAGUCCCGAUGAAAUCCCCCGAGAAGCUAGCAGCUGUGUUCAGGGACAACGUCCACUCCCUGCCUCAGUUGGUUCCCGGGAUCAUCAAGACCGCCGAGAUCAUCGGAGGAGGCCGCCAAAUGGCUCCUGGCUCCGUCUUCAUCUCCCAAUAUUCCUUCCCUGGGAGUCCCUUGAUGAGUGUGAAGAUCAAGUGGGAAGCGGUGGACGAAGCAGAAGGGAAGUGGCUGACGUUGAGGGUGAUAGACGGCGAGAUGCUGGAGAUGUACAAGAGCUACUGCGUCAGAGUCGAAAUCGACCGCGAUGCUGGACAGGUUGGGUGGCUGAUUGAGUACGAGAAGGCAAACCCAAACGUUCCUCCUCCUCGCCAAUAUGCUGAACUGAUCUAUACCCAGCUCUGCAAAGCCUCCGACAAUUAAUUAGUGCAUGCAGUUCAAGUGUUAUACUUAUAUAUAUGUUAUAGUACGUACGUAACCCUAGAUGAUGAUGAUCAACUUAAUCCUCAGUUGGUUUCAAGGGGAUUGAAUAAGAGACCGUGGAGAUAUAUAUGGCAACGGGCUGCUUUCUCCCAUGGCUUUUUUAUGUGUUACUUUGGGAUCUCUCUCGAAUCUCAACUGGAUACAGGUCUGUGACUGAUAGAUGUUUGUGUUAGUGUACCGUAGUAAACUGGUUAUUGUUGCGCGCGGGACGGUUAUUGUUACAUCGAAAAUAUAAGUGAAGGAAAUUUGUAUAUUACUGUCCAUCAAAUUCUUUCAUACCAAAUUUUUGACAAGGGUAUACAAAAAGUAAAUUUGGGUAGACUUUUUAUACUCCAACAAAAUUUAUUCCUAAACAUGCAUGGUACUCAAAUUCAAUUAGAUUAAAUCGGUGAUUCUGAUUCGUCGAAAGACAUCCAACAUAUCACUAGAUGCAUUAUUUUAAAGUUUAGCGUUUAGGUAACUAGAAAACAUAUAUGGUUUAUUUAUUAGGGUUGGAGGUAUAUUAUCAUGCUCCAAAAGUUUGGCUAAUUCAAGCUUUAAUGACUUUUCCUUACUAAGACUACGUAAUAUCCCUAAUCUACUAGGGUUACGAUAGAACUCCCAUGCAAAGCAGUUAAAAUCAAGAUUUUACCUAAAAUCGAAAACUGGGGUAAAAUCAGAAUCGUAGAAUCGUAGAAUUUUAAGUACCUUAUAUAAAUUAACAUAUAAUAAUAUUGAUAAGGUAAAUAAUUAAUAACACAAAGACUUAUAACAUUUAAAGUGAUAAUUUUCAAGAUUAAUGUUCCAAAAUCAUCAUUUUAAUUGUUAUUUAAUGGGUAACUCAAAAUAAUUUAUGAGGAAGGGAUAGAGCUCAUGGGGUUUGGCUCUUGUUUUUCAUGUUGUGUCUAUGUAGUUUAACUCAAAGUAGUAUUCCGACAUCGUCUACUAAGCAUGAUUUAAAACUAAGAAUAACUAAAAUCCAAUAAUAUAAUUAAUGACAUUGGUUUGGUACAAAUAUAUUCAUUAAUUAAAUAAUUUGUUAAUAAUGAUGUUAAUUCUUACGCACUUCCAAUAUUCUGACAAUUGUUUUACUGAUGAAUUAAAGAAGGAGAAGGGAAAGGGGUUGACCGAACCCUAAUUAGCUUUUCUUCUUCUUUUCAAAUGUUCUUUUAAUAGGAAAAAUAUAUGAGAAUAUCCUCGUCAUUGCCCUUUCCACCGAAACAGUUCUGCUUCUUUUGAAUUGGCUCAAGCUCCCUAUUUAGUUCACAUAGGAUCAAAAUCCUGAUUUUGGUACGAUUCUACAAUUUUAACGAUUUUAAUCUCGAUUUUAAAGGUCCACCGUUUUAUAGUAAAAUCAGGAUCGAAAU
Molecule: messenger RNA, 2012 nt
Organism: Linum trigynum
Lineage: Eukaryota; Viridiplantae; Streptophyta; Magnoliopsida; Malpighiales; Linaceae
Source: the annotation of a GenBank genome assembly